This is a messenger RNA of Gadus chalcogrammus (walleye pollock), 838 nucleotides long. RefSeq names its product protein AMBP-like. Gene Ontology annotation, molecular function: serine-type endopeptidase inhibitor activity. The coding region runs from base 50 to 685 and encodes 211 amino acids. The record is from RefSeq and is a predicted model, not a curated record. Lineage: Eukaryota; Metazoa; Chordata; Actinopteri; Gadiformes; Gadidae. Gene Ontology annotation, cellular component: plasma membrane; cell surface. The transcript is spliced from 7 exons.
GGUCCCAGCAUUCCAGCGUUAGUCAGUAGAGCGAACAGGAGGUCUCAAAAUGCAAACCCGAGCGUCUCUUGUUGUUUUGCUGCUUCUAGCAUGUUUAUUUGGUGUCCACCAUGGUUCCCCGUUGCCCCAAGAGGUCCUCCCUAGACCACAGGAGAACUUUGAACUGGAAAAACUCCUGGGUUUCUGGUAUGAGGUGGCGGUGGUCGCUACCUGUCCUUACUACAUGCAGGCACAAAAAGACAACCCUGCCAUUGUGAAAUUUGAACUAUACAAUUCCACUGAGGACAAUGUGGUCCAAAUGAGAGGAACUGUUCCAAGCCCGGGUACUUGUAAGCAGAUAUCCGUCGAUUUCCAUCUGACGAACCAAUCGGGGCAUUUCUACCACCAUUUUGAUGAGUUCAAUGCAGAUGUUGAGACCUACGUGGUUCAGACCAACUACAAUGAGUACGUCAUAUGGGUCAUACUGAGCACAGAGCAGCCCUCUGGGAUCAAGACCACACUAGUCAAGCUGUACAGUCGAGCGAUGAAUGUGAGAGAGGGCGUGCUGACCAAAUAUAAGGCACUCGUCCGUACCCAGGGAAUGAGCGAGGACGUCAUUAUCUUCAAAGACAACAAAGGAGAGUGUGAUCAGAUCAAUGCUCCCAGACCUGUCGAUGCAGUGUGUCUAAUGCCAAAUGGAGGAUAAAAUAAGUGCCUGUUACUGUUACAGAUGCAGUGUGUCUAAUGCCAAAUGGAGGAUAAAAUAAGUGCCAUUGUUUAUCUUUCUUGUCAGGUUUAUAAAAUGUGUGGAUUUGGCUCAUUGAACAAUAAAAAGUUUGUUCUAUUCUGAAUAACACAC